UCUACCUGCUGCAUACUGGAAAAAUGCUGUACCAAACAUUUACACUGCUCUUUGGAUUCGUUGUAGGUGCUCAAGAGACAUGGGAUAAGAAUAUUAUGAACGUGGUGAACACAACUGACCGUACUUGGAUAUACUCUGGAACACGAAAUGGAAGUGAAUACAAAUGUGCCUAUUACAGCAAGCCUCGAAUUAGUUGUCUCCAUCAAUCCUGUUUCUUUUCGUAUUUCUAUUACUUCGAGAAAAACUGUACGAAGCAAAGGGAGACCCGGGUCGCCGAAAUUCAAAAAGAGUGUCUUGUGAUGGAUUAUCGCAAGGAUCCGUGCAUAGUAACGCGGGAUAACACAACUAUACAUGAGAUUGAUUCGAAGGUUCUCCUCUACUGGGAUUCAGAAAAACAAUGUGGCGUCUAUAAAAUAUUGCCUGCACCAAGCAGAAAUAUCUCGUCAGGAGACCCUUCUGGUAAGCCUCAUUGUGAGCUGCACGUGAGAGGCAAAGCCAUAAAAGAAAGGCGGACCAAAGCAAGGUAUUUUAGUCAUUGCGAAGAAAAGUUGUACCAGCUAUGCAAUGAAGAGUAUAUUAAACUGGCCUACUACAGCGACCUCUGCUACGAGAAGAAACACUAGGACAGACAUAAUAAAAGGUUGAAUUCGAUCAGUUGCGAAGUCGCCGGAUUCAAGAUGAAUGUUCUACUUCAUUUUACUUAUUAUGUAACUAGGGCUUAAAAAUAAAGAUGACU
Messenger RNA from Dermacentor silvarum, 736 nucleotides. RefSeq lists its product as uncharacterized. The record is from RefSeq and is a predicted model, not a curated record. Lineage: Eukaryota; Metazoa; Arthropoda; Arachnida; Ixodida; Ixodidae. The transcript has 6 exons. The coding region runs from base 24 to 623 and encodes 199 amino acids.